AUGAAGUCAGCUCGAGGCGGCAAGAACGCACCCCCAGUCCCCCAAUCACAACCCCAUCCUCAGCUCUCUUGCACCAGCCUCGACGACCUCUUUCCUCCCGAAAUCGUUUCCCAAAUCUGGCAUUCAUACGUCUCCAUUCCCGACAGCACCACCCUACGCACCCUCGUGCGCGUGUGCAAGUCCCUCUUCCACCGCUACACUCCAACGCUCUACGCCCACAUCGAGCUCAGCCACCGCAACGUGCUGUCCUUCUUCCACGGCCUCGGCGGAGAGUUCGGUCCUUCGGGGGCCGAUAUCUCUGGAAUCGAGCGUGUGCUCUGGUAUGAUCGGCGAGUGAGGAAAGGGUGUAUAGCGAGAAGGAUCGCUUUGCUGGGGAUGGUGGAGGAUGCAGUCGUCUGUGAUGGGGCAGCGUACGAGGCGUGUCUUCGAGCGCUCAAACGCCUAGAUGCUCUAGGUCUGCCAAAUGCCCCAGACCUCCGUCAAACUCCAGAACUCCGAAUGACGAGCUAUAAGCCCCAUGUGCUCUUUCCUGGUAUACACCUGAAGAUUGACCUAGAGUUUCGGGAUAAGGGAUCGCAUAGCUGCGGUCAUCUGAUAUUCGCCCAAGAGGCGCUGGCGUAUAUCCAGACAGGCCGGGAAGACAAUCCCCCCACAGGAGAUCCGCCUUUCAGCAGGCUGUGCUGCAACAAAGCAGCAAUGGUGUUUCAGUUUCCUCGCAGGAUCAGCUUGCUUUUGGUCGAGUAUGUCGCUGCUAUGGCUCAGGCGUACGAGGUCAGCGAUCUUGUGUUUGCGAAUCUGCUGCCGACAGAGAUUCAGAACCUUUCUGUCAACACCGAGUCUUUGUGCUUUGGUCUGAGGGAGAGGGAUAUAUAUGAUAUGGACUAUCAUAACAGUAUCGCUCUCGCAAUGGCCGCGCACUGUUCUUUACAACGAAGGCCCCAUUUCUGCGUCUACGUCGAAGACCGCGAAUACUCAUCGCCUCUAACGACUAUACGAGAUCAAGCUGUCCGGCUUGUCAACCAGCUGACGGCCGAGCCGCAAGACUUUCCGCUCUUCAGCCAGAAAGACUUGGAUGUAGUGGACAGGUCUAAUGUUACCUACUACGCCUUCAGAGACCAGUGA
This is a messenger RNA of Cryptococcus wingfieldii CBS 7118, 1122 nucleotides long. RefSeq lists its product as hypothetical. Lineage: Eukaryota; Fungi; Basidiomycota; Tremellomycetes; Tremellales; Cryptococcaceae. The transcript has 3 exons. The record is from RefSeq and is a predicted model, not a curated record. Bases 1 to 1122 code for a protein of 373 amino acids.